UAGAAAACUCCCAAACCGCAAAGAGCAUUCUCCAAGGGUGACUCACUCCAGCGUCAAACAUCACUGCUAGGUAUAAAUACCUACAAUAACACAGCCUCUAUUCAGUGCUUCCACUGGGAGAAGCAAACAAUUAAGAGGACCCAUUCCAGCUGUUUUGUUUCUUUAAACGGUUAUGAAGAUGAGGGUAGCCGUGUCGUUCCUGGUUGUGUGCCUGCUCUAUUCUUUGUGUGAAUGUCAAAAUAGACCUUCACCAGAGGAUCUUAAACAAAUAUCCCUGUCGGGAGAGAAGUAUUUAGACAAACACAUUGAAAACGCUAUCAAUGGAGUCAAGCAGAUGAAGAGACUGAUGGAGAAGUCUGGGGAAGAGCACAAGAAGUAUUUAAGCAUAUUAGAGAGAACCAAAAAGAUGAAGGAGGACGCACUAAAGGAUGCCCAGGAAGUCGAGUCAAAACUAAAUGCAGAACAGGAAGUGUGCAAUGAAACAAUGCAGGCCUUGUGGGAGGAGUGUAAACCAUGCCUGAAAAACACAUGCAUCAGGUUUUAUUCCAGGACCUGCAGCAGUGGCUCAGGCAUGGUGGGAAAAAAACUCGAAGAAUUGCUCAAUAGGACCUCUCCUAUUUCUAUUUGGAUCAAUGGAGAAAGGAUGGACUCUCUCCUGGAGGAAGACAAAGAACAAGAUAGGAGAUUCAAAGACCUUGAGGAACACUACUCAGAAGUUGCUGACGGGGUGGACGGGAUCUUUCAUGACAGUAUGAAGGUCUUUGAUCAGAUGCACUCCUCCUUUCACCGCCCGUUCUUCAGCGACUUUCCCCGGAUGCCAUCUUUCAGAAUGAAUUUCCCCAGCUCCAGGUUUCCCAUGUUCGAACAAGGUUUUCAUGGCAUGUUUCAGCCAAUGUUUCACAUGGCCCAGAGAAUGUUUGACUCGGCCAACCGACACAUGGAAAGACUGGGUCAAUAUGACACGAUGACACCUUCUUCAACAGAUGGAAAGGUCAGUGAAGAUGUCAUUGAAUACGGACAAAACAGAGGGGACCGCAUGACGUGCCGUGAAAUUCGACGCAAUUCCGCAGGGUGUCUCAAACUGAAGGAAGAGUGUGAAAAAUGCAAAGACAUACUGUCCAUUGAUUGCUCUGGGAAAAGGCCACUAGAAGGCCCCCUCAAGGAGGAGUUUGAGAAAGCCCUGGCCAUGUUUGAGAGGUUCACGAAAGAAUAUGAUGAGCUGCUGAAGAAAUUCCAACAGGAAAUGCUGAAUACAUCCAGCUUGAUGGACACCCUCAACAAACAGUUUGGAUGGGUGUCUACACUCGCUAACGCCACCAAGAGGCCAGGCGAAUUCUUCCAGAUUAAAACUGUGAUUUCCAGAGAAAGCCAGAACCCAGAUAACCCUGGAGACACCAAUGUUUCAGUUCAGCUGUUUGACUCCCCUCCAAUGACCUUCACCGUACCUGGUGAUAUCCCUUGGGAUGAUGCCAAAUUCUCCGAAGUAGUGGCAGAGGAGGCUCUGGAGCGCUACAAACAGAAUACUAUGCCUAAAUAAAAAAUACACAAAGGACUUGUUCAAGUAACUCAGCAGGAGGCGAGUCUCUCAGAGAAGGGAAAAUGAGAGAACAGCAAAACACAGCAUGAAAACUGUUUCAGGUAACACUGUUUAUAAUUGAAAGAGAACACAACACUAUGCAGGUUAAACGUUGAUACUGGAUCUUUAAAAGGUAUAAAAUAAAUAAAUCAAUAUCACACGCUACUGUAAUUGGACCCCAGGACAAAGCUACGUUUUUUAACAAUAGUCAAGGGAAGGUUAUUUAAAGGGGCUUUUAGAGCAUU
Molecule: messenger RNA, 1821 nt
Organism: Polyodon spathula (Mississippi paddlefish)
Lineage: Eukaryota; Metazoa; Chordata; Actinopteri; Acipenseriformes; Polyodontidae
Gene: clu
Product: clusterin
Exons: 9
Coding region: 173-1537 (454 amino acids)
Source: RefSeq, a predicted model, not a curated record